This is a messenger RNA of Phaeoacremonium minimum UCRPA7, 1578 nucleotides long. RefSeq names its product putative hexose transporter protein. Lineage: Eukaryota; Fungi; Ascomycota; Sordariomycetes; Togniniales; Togniniaceae. Gene Ontology annotation, molecular function: carbohydrate:proton symporter activity. The coding region runs from base 1 to 1578 and encodes 525 amino acids. Gene Ontology annotation, biological process: transmembrane transport; carbohydrate transport. The transcript is spliced from 3 exons. The record is from RefSeq and is a predicted model, not a curated record. Gene Ontology annotation, cellular component: membrane.
AUGGCCAUCAUUGCUAAGGCAGAGCUUGGCGAUCCUCGCCUGACGAACAUUGCAAAGGCCGACAAGAAGAAAUGGUAUCAUAAGCCCAAUCUGCGCAUCCUGUACCUCAUUCUGGUGCCGACAUGUCUUGGUGUUGAGUGGACGUCGGGCUUCGACUCCUCUAUGAUGAACAGUCUGCAGGCCGUAGAAUCGUGGGUGGAAUACUUUGGCAAUCCCAAUUCGUCGCGCCUUGGUCUACUGAAUGCAAUGUACUCCCUUGGUGCACUCAUGGCCAUCCCCUUCAUUCCCACUGUCUCCCAGUACCUCGGCCGCCGAUACACCAUUCUUCUGGCAUCCCUCAUCAUGUGUAUGGGAGCAGGUCUACAAGCUGGCUCUCGCAACUCCGACAUGUUCCUCGCAUCGCGAUGGGUUCUAGGAUUCGGCAUCCCCUUCGCCAUCGUAAAUGCCUCGUCCCUGAUCGGAGAGCUGAGCUACGCCAACGAGCGACCCAUCAUGACAUCUCUCUUCAACGCCUCAUGGUUCGUCGGCGCCAUCGUGGCUGCAGGCACCACUUACGGCACCUUCCAGAUGAAGAGCACCUGGGCCUGGCGUCUUCCCAGCCUGCUGCAGCUCGUCCCCAGCGCAUGCCAGCUCUCCUUCAUGUGGUGGUGCCCGGAGUCGCCGCGGUGGCUGAUCUCGCAGGACCGCGCCGACGAGGCGUUUGCCAUCUUGCAGAAGUACCACAGCGAGGGCGAGAACGGCGAGGAGUUUGUGCGCCUCGAGUUUGCGCAGAUCCAGAGCACGAUCGCGCAGGAGAAGGAGCUGGCGAGCCGGUUCGUGUGGGCGGACGUCGUGCGCGACCCGGCCAUGCGCCGGCGCUUCACGCUCGCUGCGAUCAUGGGCUUCUUCACGCAGUGGAGCGGCAACGGCCUGCUGUCGUUCUACAUGAAGAAGAUCCUGAAUCUGGUGGGCAUCCGCAACAACAAGACGGUCCAGAAGGUCAUCUUGAGCAACACGUGCUGGGGCCUCAUCAAUGCACUUCCCAUCGCGCUCAUCGCGCCACGAUUCCCUCGUCGUAAGAUGUUCCUUAUCUGCACGAUCGGCACGGCCUGCGUGUACACCGUCUGGACUAUUGCCUCAGCCAGGUUUGCCAUUGAGAAUUCGUCCCGCGCCGCCAUCCCAGUUCUCGUCUUCAUCUUCCUCUACUCACCAUUCUACAACAUCGGAUGGAACGCACUCGCGUACACCUACCUCGUAGAGCUGUUCCCCUUCCAGCAGCGAGCCAAGGGUAUCGCGGUAGAGCAGCUUACAGUACGCUUCGCCGUGUUCUUCAACACGUACGUCAACCCCAUCGCGCUCGACGCCAUCGGGUGGAAGUACUACAUCGUCUACUGCGUCUGGAUCCUGGUCGAGAUUGCGACUGUGUACUUCCUCUUCCCCGAGACGUACAAUCGCACGCUUGAAGAGCUCAGCUUCAUGUUUGAGGGUAAGACUGUGCAGGACAAGGUCCAGAACAACGUGGACAAGGUGCUAGAGCACAUCGAGAUCGAGCAGCUGCCGCACCAGGGACCGAGGGAUGUGGAGGAGGCCAAGUCUUAG